This is a messenger RNA of Cryptomeria japonica (Japanese cedar), 899 nucleotides long. Its product is annotated as WUSCHEL-related homeobox 8-like. The record is from RefSeq and is a predicted model, not a curated record. Gene Ontology annotation, molecular function: DNA-binding transcription factor activity; DNA binding. The coding region runs from base 114 to 599 and encodes 161 amino acids. NCBI's taxonomy places the organism in Eukaryota, Viridiplantae, Streptophyta, Pinopsida, Cupressales, Cupressaceae. The transcript has 4 exons.
UAGUAAAAAUUUAGGGUUCACUUGUUUGAACGGCAUAGAAGGUGCAGGUUUGGGAGCUACGCCUCCAUAGUAAAAAUUUUGUGUUGUAGGGUUUUCAUAGUGUAAAGCUGUCAAUGGAUCGAGGGAAGUCCGGAGUGCGGCCGAGGCUAAUUCUUCCAUUGAGUGUAGAGGAGAGUGCAAGGCGAAGGGAGAUGCAGCUUCAAUAUUCAAGAGUGGUGAGAAGGAGAAGAUGGAGGCCAACAUUGCACCAAAAACAGAUAUUAGCCUCUAUGUGGGCUUCUGGAAACAGAAACCCCUCUAAAGCCCAGAUAGCGGCGAUUACUGCUGUGUUACAGGAAAACGGAGGAGUCCAAGUCCAACCCAAAAAUGUUCUAGAUUGGUUUCGAAACACAAAAUCUCGAGAAAAAUGCAAGAAUGAACAAUCACAAGCCACAAAUUUGGAUUUCCCUACACAAUCAAAGCAGUUGGAAGACAAGGAAGACAAGGUUUAUGUUGAGGAUAAAGAAGAAGAAGUGCAGAGAACCUUACAACUAUUUCCUCUGCAUCCUGACAGAGGUGGUUUACUAUGGUCCAUGAAGAAACGCCCUUGUCCUUUGUAAAUGCGUGAGAGCUUUAGUUUUCUUCCACAGAUAGUUUAGGAUUUAUAUGGGAUGGUAAAAUGUGUUCCUAUCUCAGUUUAAGGAGAAAAGAAUAGCAUGAAACUUCUGUUUGAUUGUUAUUUUAGUGGGAAUUUGUAGGCAUCAAUGACCAAUUUUGAUAUGAUGGUCUAAAAAAUACCAUUGAUCGCGCAAGUAAUGAAUUAGGUUUAUUAGGUUUUGUUCUAUUAGAGUUUCGGACUUGGUCUAAAAAAUACCAUUGAUUGCUUUGUAUGUGAUAAGCAUAUUGUUUUAGCGUGUGUG